AUGGCCGUGAGCGCUCUCGCUAGUAUGGAGUCCGACCAAUCCUUGGUCACGCGGGAUUUUCUGACCGGAUUCCUCGGCGGCAUGAUAUUCGCCGUUCUCCUGGCCCUCGUCCUCGGCGUCACAGCCUUGCGCAUGACCGACCACUACGGGCUCGGCCACUGGAAGCUCAACCUCAGAACGCCACUGAGCUCCAUGUGGAUGAACGUCGGUUACUGGCGCGACGAUGACGGCAACCAGAUCGAGCACUUUGACGAGGCAGCCCUCGCCCUCCUCAAACAGCUCCUCUCCGCCGCCGGCCUCCUGGCCCCCCAGUCCCCGACGGCCGCCCGCCCUGGCGCCCUCGCCGUCCUCGACCUCGGCUUCGGCUGCGGCGACCAGACCUGGCACCUCGCCCGCCUGACGGCGUCAGGCCCGUGGUCCGACUUUCGCUACGUCGGCCUGACCCUCAACGAGGCCCAGGUGCAGACGGCCUCGCGGAAAAUUUGCCGCGAGGUCGCCUCUGCCGCUGCCGCCUCCUCCUCCUCCUCGGCGGACCUCGACAUCCGCGCCGACGCCUUCAAGCUGUUCCGCGCCGACGCCGCGCGCCCCGACACCUGGCCCGCCCCCGUCGCCGACGCCGUGCGCGCCCCUCGCCGACGAGCGCUUCACCGACAGGUGGCUCGUCGCGCUCGACUGCCUCUACCACUUCUCGCCCUCGCGGCGGCCCGUCUUUGCGAAUGCGGCGCGCGAGCUCGGCGCCCACGUCGCGGCCUUUGA
Messenger RNA from Verticillium alfalfae VaMs.102, 756 nucleotides. RefSeq lists its product with no specific name. The transcript has 2 exons. The record is from RefSeq and is a predicted model, not a curated record. Lineage: Eukaryota; Fungi; Ascomycota; Sordariomycetes; Glomerellales; Plectosphaerellaceae. Bases 1 to 756 code for a protein of 251 amino acids.